Penicillium verhagenii is the source of this 939-nucleotide messenger RNA. RefSeq lists its product as uncharacterized. The record is from RefSeq and is a predicted model, not a curated record. The coding region runs from base 1 to 939 and encodes 312 amino acids. The transcript has a single exon. Lineage: Eukaryota; Fungi; Ascomycota; Eurotiomycetes; Eurotiales; Aspergillaceae.
AUGGGAACAGGCGGCAUGAGCAUCUUUGGCGGUGGCAUCGGAGCCAAAGUAAUCUUUGCCAAGGGUCUCUUCGCACCAAUCGAGGCAGAAGAAGCCUGUCUAGAGGAUAGACUGCUCAACUCGAAAGACAAUGCAACUAUCAUCUACGAUGUGGACCAGAAAACCGGAUUUCUGGUCCCAGAGUUGAAUUCUGUUCUUCAGAUUGUUCAUAUCUGGGCUUCAAGACAAGUAGACAGCGCCGACCUUUUAUCCAAAGUACCCUUCAUUCCCCCCAGCAAAGAAGGAGGCAAGAUUGCACUCGAAGUCAUCACAGCAAACAAAAACCUCAUAUUACGAGAAGGAUACGCCGAGGAAAAAAAGUUGUUUUUCAUGACCAAACUCAAGGAUGUAUUCCGCGCGCUGGAGAAGAGAAAAGAACAGCAAAGACUGGUGAAUGAAAACUCGACUCGGAUACUAGAGACAAGAUCGAUUCGAGGGUGGGAAAUCUACGAUAUUGCAACCAGUAAGCCGUCAUGGGAGAAGAGAAUCAAGUUACCACUCAGCUCGAGCGAUUCAUGGCAUAACAUACCUCGCGAAAAUCCCGACAUGAUAGUGUUGUUCUGUAAGGGAAUGACCGACGCAAUUAGGCCAGAUGCAAAGACUGUUUGCAAAGCGUGGUGUCCCCUUCCCCGAGACAAUUAUCUCAUGGCAAGUGCGGAGUACGUCAACAUGCUUUCUGAAAAACACGGAGGGGUUACUGGGAAGCCGAGACUUGCAGCAAAACUUUACUUGAAGGUCACCAAAGAUAAUAGUAUCUUGGGAAAUUGUCAGAUGAGUAAAGACGGAUGUAAUCAUGCACAGUCCAUGCAAACAAGCCCACCUCACUACCGAGUGUUCUUGAAGAGUGGUGCGAUUGUUUUUGGGAAAAGUAUGGCGCGAAAGUCUAGCGGUUCCUACUAG